Hibiscus syriacus is the source of this 393-nucleotide messenger RNA. Its product is annotated as peamaclein-like. The record is from RefSeq and is a predicted model, not a curated record. The transcript has 2 exons. Bases 68 to 328 code for a protein of 86 amino acids. NCBI's taxonomy places the organism in Eukaryota, Viridiplantae, Streptophyta, Magnoliopsida, Malvales, Malvaceae.
CAACCAAUAUUGCACUUGCUUUGAUUGUUUUUGAGCUUUUAUCUUUUGUUCCUAUAAAUCAAAGAAAAUGAAGCCUGUCCUGCUCACAUUCCUGCUUGUUUCUCUUAUUCUCAUCUCCUCUCUCUUUGAGGUGUCAAUGGCAGGUUCUUGCAGUUCCAAGUGCAAGACGAGGUGCUCAAAGGCAGGGGUUAAAGGAAGAUGCUUGAAAAACUGUGGGAUUUGCUGCAACAAAUGCAAAUGUGUUCCAUCAGGGACAUAUGGGAACAAGCAUGAAUGCCCUUGUUACAGGGACUUUAAGAACUCCAAGGGCAAGCCCAAGUGCCCUUAGAUUCCCCCCCCCUCCGCCCAAAAUACCCUAAAACAACUAGAGCCCUUGAAAAGGACCAUUAAAGG